AUGGGGGCCCUUGUGACACAUCUGCCCUUUUGGGCUUCUCUCCUCUUCGUGCUUAAUGCAUCAGCGGAGGGUUCUCACUUAAACGGCGCUGCAGAGGGGCCCGUGUUGCAGGGUCCUUCGGUUUAUCGAGGGCAGGCGCCUGAUGAAAUCGGCCACGACUCAGCAACGACGUCGCGAGAAGACGUGCUGGUACCUUUGCGUGCAACUAAGGAACAUCGAUGGUGCAAUGCACUGGAUUUGCGCAGCACCUAUGGAGCCUGCAGCAGCAACCGUAGCGCCGGCCAGCCCAGCGUUCUCCCGGAGACCCUGGACAACGGGUGCUUUGGAGUAGUUCUCCUGCUGCUGCUACUAGCAGCAGCAGACCAAAGUGAGAGGCUGCUGCGAAGGGUUUGGGGUCCCCUACGUUCUCUGGCAAACCUCGUACAAAGAAGCAGGACGCGCUACAACAGCAGCAACAACCGGUUUGCUGCCGCUGCGGAGACGGAAGAGGGGAAGAAACUGCUCGACGAGUUGGCUUCUUUGCAAAAGCAGCUGGUGCAGGAGCAGAUGCAGCAGCAGCAGCUGUCUGCGACGGCAGAGUUUGCUGCAUACGCCCGAAAGCAGCGCAAAAUAGACCAACUUGUUUCCUCCAGAGACACAUGCAUUCAACAUCUACAGCAAUUGCAGCAGCAGCAGCAGCCGCACCAGCAGCAAAGCAAGUCAAGCAUGCCGGUGUUGCUUCGAGCUGUCUACCAGCUUUUGUUAAAGCCCAUCGCAAAGCGCCAUGGCUACUCUCUCGUCAAGCCGCUUGUUUGCUGGGCUGUGUUUGUUUCAAUGGGCGCUCGAAUUAUCCUGCCAACUGCGCAGCUCACCCCUCUUAAUCUAUUGGGCCCUCGUUGUCACGUCGUUUUCCCGUUUGCAUUUGUGAUUUGCCGCAUUUUUCUUAAUGAGGUGUACAUACUCCUCGCUGUCCCCAACGCCCAGAGCGCAGCCAGCAGCACUGCAAAGGCGAGGGCCAUCGUGGGCUUCACGAGAGUCAAAAUUCUAGAGUUAAGAGCUGCGAAAAAUCAGCUGGUAGCCCCUCCAGCCUACAUGAGCCCUGGGAGCAGCGACACCAAAGUCGGUGGCUGCUCCGGAGAGGAGCAGUCCUGCCAAGCGUUUACAGCACUGCUUGCUGCAUGA
This is a messenger RNA of Eimeria maxima, 1161 nucleotides long. RefSeq lists its product as hypothetical. The record is from RefSeq and is a predicted model, not a curated record. Lineage: Eukaryota; Apicomplexa; Conoidasida; Eucoccidiorida; Eimeriidae. The transcript is spliced from 4 exons. The coding region runs from base 1 to 1161 and encodes 386 amino acids.